GAGUGCACCUGUUUUCACAUACAUACAUACAUACAUAUAUAUUACUCAUCAGGUAAUAAAUGGCGUUGCAUUAGUGUGCUCUCCGGGAAUAUGAUUACUGCAGUGACACGACACAUACCCGGAGCGUGGGUGUCAGUCUUACAACCCUGCCAGUAUCUCUGUGACCAGGCGACGCUUGCUCUCUUGGCGUCAGUGUUUUUGGUUCACAAGUAGAUCACAUGUUAGCUGCUCUGCUGCUUCUAUUGAGGGACGAGCUGAAGGCUACCGAGAGCGUUGAGUGAAUUUCUAUUUUAUCAGGUCCUUUCAAGGGAGCCGGGCGCCGGGACGUUUACUGGUUUAGAUGUAUUUUUAUACUACAAAGAUGUCUCGUGUUGACGGGCUCGUAUGGUCGCUGCUAGUCACAGCUCUGUCUGCUUGUCAGGUGUCCGCUGAGGAGGACUGCCUGUGGCAUGUGGAUAAGAACGGCACCUGGCACAAUGGCUUCGACUGCCCUCUGGUCUCCUUCUGCUGUGGAAACUGCCAUCGACGACACUGCUGCCUGGACCCCUUCCAGAUGAUCACAGAGAAGCAGCAGAAACACUGCAUGCUGUUUCAGUUCAGCCCCACCACCAUCGCUGGCAUCGCCUCGUCCAUCCUGCUCUUCAUGGUGAUCAUCUCCACGCUGGUCUGCUGCUUCAUGUGUUCCUGCUGCUACCUGUACCAGCGCUGGCAGCAAAUGAGAACGCCUCACCAAGGUCAGCAUAUCCAGAUGACCAGUUACCCGAGGGACUUCACAUACCCAGCCCAGGGCAAACCCGCGGGAGGUCCUGGUGAUCCAUACCCGGGAGCACAGCACUACCACCCCGCCACCAUGCCCCCUCACUACCCCUCUGCUGCGCCCCCUGCACCCUACCCGCCUGCAGACCAGGGAUACGGAUACGGAGUGGCAGCCCCCCCUCCCUACCCUCCCCCACAGUACAGCGGACUCUGAAGCACAGCCCACGCAGGAGAAGGAGAGUGGAGGGUCUCCAGUGCUUUCAGCACCUCUGUAUAUGCUUCUGUAACACUGGCUAACGUAGUGCAUGCACUCUGUACACUGCAGCAUUUCUUUGUGUUUGUCCUGAGCAUGGCUGGUGCGAGGAGUCAGAAGGGAUGGCACAUCCGAGUAAGUGUUUAAACUAAGGGAAGCGUGGAGUUUGAUUAGGUGUAAAAGACCUCUCUUUAAAAAGGUAGAAUGGAAAGGGGAUACAAAAGCAUUCUCUUUACCCGAACCCUGGCAUUCUUGUAGUUUUGUUUUGCAAUUUUUUUUUAAAUAAAGUUUAAGCUAAGCAAGAUUCAGAGCCACAAGCCUGGCUGCUGAAGACCAUGUUUAAAAAAAAUAAAAUAAAUAAAUAAAUAAAAAGCAAACGAGGCCUCAUGGACAAUGUGAUGAAAUACCAAAACAAGACAGAAUUGGAAACCAAAUAACUGGAAUGACACGCUGGUAAGAGAAUAACCUGUGUUUUAUAAAAAACCCUUUCCAUCUACCUAGAAGACUCCCCUACACCAUUAAUAAAUAGAGACGUAUUGGAUUUCUUAUCAAAUUGUUAACAAUGUAAGACAGCAGAAGAGUUUUUAAUAUCCGCUGUAACCCCGAGAGUCCAAACUGAACUGUAUUCUGCACCAAGCUGCUGUCCUAAUGGAAAGCAGGCCGACCGCAGC
Molecule: messenger RNA, 1680 nt
Organism: Acipenser ruthenus (sterlet)
Lineage: Eukaryota; Metazoa; Chordata; Actinopteri; Acipenseriformes; Acipenseridae
Product: protein shisa-4-like
Exons: 5
Coding region: 341-970 (209 amino acids)
Source: RefSeq, a predicted model, not a curated record